This is a messenger RNA of Peronospora farinosa, 2586 nucleotides long. The record is from the annotation of a GenBank genome assembly. NCBI's taxonomy places the organism in Eukaryota, Oomycota, Peronosporomycetes, Peronosporales, Peronosporaceae.
AUGAGCACAACGCAGCAAGAUGCUGCAGCGGCGAACGCCAACCCAAGUGGCACCAUAAAAACCAGUGUUUCCAUCUAUUUCUCCAUAUUAGUAGCGGGAGUGCUGCUUUUUGAAUGUCUUCGUACACGUUUCCGUCAUGUUUAUGACAGUCGGCGUCAAGAGGAACACGUUUUUAACGUGUCUACUUUAAAUCCGCCUCGUGAUCGACCCUUUAGCUGGAUUCUCACGGGUUUUCAAGUGUCGGAUGAUGAAAUAUUGCAUAAAUGUGGACUGGACACGUUGACAUUCAUUCGGUUCUUGAGGCUAGGCCAGAAGUUGGCACUACUGGCUGUAGGCUGCUCGGCAGUACUAUUCCCAUUGUACGCAACGGCUUCAGUCACUACAUCGACGGACCAAAGUUCAAGUGACCCACUAACACGGAUUUCUAUGAGUAAUUUACCUGAACGGAGUGGUAGACUGUGGGCACCGACAGUCGUUGCAUUCGUCAUAGCGAUAUUCGCGAUGCGAUUGUUAGCCAAGGAGUACAAAUUAUACGUACGUUACCGCCAUCGAGUGCUGAGCAAGAUGGAGGCGCCUCAGUACUCAGUGCUUAUGACUGACCUGCCACUGCAUUUGCGGACGCGUCAAACGCUGGAAAAGUAUAUGUCCACGAUUUUUCCUUCGUCGAUUCGAAAUGUGUACGUGGCGCUGGAAUGUGCUACAUUGGAAAAACUUGUUGGGCAACGGGAAAAAGUACGUGGGGCUCUGGAACAUGCACUGGUGAAGUGUGAGGUCUCCCGCAAAAGACCACGACAUCGUGAAGGAAGGUCGUGGACGGGAAUGCUCAUGUGUAAACCUGGCAGUCGAGGGUACGAGGUGGAUAGCAUCGAUUAUUUCCAGGACCAACUGGCAACACUGAAUGAAAAAGUCGCGCGAGAGAUUUGCAGUAUUGAAGACGCUCAGUCAAAGCUUGCUAUUCAAAUAGAGGAGCACGAACGAGAUAUGGGUAGUUUUGAUGAUGAGGACGAAUUGGAAUUGUUGCAAACUGAAGCAGGGCGGAGAGAGACGAACACGAAAUCAACUCAAGACGUAGAUCCAAAGAAAGCACCACUGUUGUCUCGUCGCGGUCGCGCGGAGCAGCUGCGGAAUAGCUUUGGAAACAAUGAUGACGACGACAUUGACGACAAGAAAGCACGCCGGCAAGAGCAAGAAAUGAAUCAAGAAGAGCGUGAGCAGAUCCGCAAGGAGCGCCCAAUUAGGGCGAUGAGACGAGCCGCAUUUGUUUCGUUUACAUCGCUCAUGUCGACGCAGGUUGCACAACAGACCCUGCAGUCGGAGGAUCUUGCUUGCAUGGCUGUUAUGCCAGCGCCUCAUGAAGACGACAUCAAUUGGGGCAACAUAGGGCUCCAAUACCGCACUCGUGCCUUCGGUAUGCUUAUAUCAUCCUUAAUUUCUGCGGUGAUUGUGCUUUUUUGGACAAUUCCGACUGCAUUUGUGGCGUCUCUAGCCACUGUUGAAUCUCUUCGUCGAGCGCUGCCUUUUUUAAACACAGCUUUUGACGAGUAUCCGCUUCUUCAAGAUAUAUUCAAGCAAAUUGCCCCGCUGGCUCUUGUAGCGCUGAGUGGUUUGGCGCCGAUCGUGUUCAAUUUCCUAUCGGGGCGAGAAGGCCACCCGUCCAAAACUGAGGUUCGGGCAGCGUUAUUCACAAAGUUGGGAUACUUUCAGCUUGUUCAGAUCUUCUUUGUCACUGUGAUUGUGGGUACGAUCUUGGACAGUCUCAAAGAGAUUUUGGACCAGCCGAAGAAAUUAGUGUCAAUGCUUGGGCGUAGCAUGCCUCAACAGUCGACAUUUUUCAUCUCGUACGUGAUCGUGCAAACGGGACUUGGUCUGGUUCUGGAAUUGUUACGUGUGGUUCCUUUGGUAAUGUCUGCUCUUUUUGCACUUUUGGCACCAAAGCACACACGGCGUGAACGUAACUCGGCGUGGUUUGGCUUGCGCAAUAUCGGACAGACAGAUCCUUUUGACCCAACCAAUACUUUGGCCGAUUGUUUUCUGGUGUUGUUAGUCACGCUCACGUUCGCACCAAUCGCGCCUUUGGUUUGCUAUUUUACCUGGUUCUUUUUCUUUGCGAGUGAAAUUGUCUACCGCCGACAAGUACUUCGCGUGUACAAACCAACGUGCUUUGCACUUGGAGCUUACUGGCCACGCAUGUUCAAGUUCUGCAUUAUUGCACUUGUUGUGGCGCAGCUGACACUUAUUGGAAUUCUGUCGCUCAAGCAGACAACCGUGCCUCCAAUUUUUGUAAUUGUGCUCAUCGUCAUCGUGUUGCUGUUUAACUACCACGUGAUCACACUUUAUCCACGUGCGGCCAAGUAUCUUCCACUAAUGGACUGCGUGCGCUUGGAUAGUGCACGAGGUCUUCAUGAGCCGACAACACCAAAGUUUUUCUUUUUGGACAACGUUUAUCGUCAGCCAGCAAUGAACCAGCGAGUGCCCAUUCGCGCCGACUAUCGUAUGCUAGUGAAUGACUACAACGAGGAAACAGCUUUGUCGUCGUCUGAGAUACAUUCUUUGGAAGACCAGCAGGUGGUUAUGAGUGCAGUGUAA